AUGAACCCGCGGCUGCGGCACUGGCGGGAGGCGGCCACGCUGCUGCUGGCGGCAGGCACGCCGGGCCGGCCGCCGCGCACGCCGCUCGGCCCCUUCGACUACGAGCUGCUGCUGCUGCGCCGGAGCUCCCGCAGCGGCUUCAUGCCCGGCGCCCACGUGUUCCCGGGCGGGCUGGCGGAACCGGCGGAUUUCUCCGCCGAGUGGCUGGGGCUGCUGCCCGCCUCGCCGCGCUGCGGGCUGGGCGCCGUGAAGCCGCCGCCGCCCGGCGGCAGCCGCGCCCCGCUCUUCGCGGCCGACCGGGAGAGCCCGGGCUCGCGGCUGCCGGGAGAAGUCGCCUUCCGCAUCUGCGCUCUCAGGGAGACCUUCGAGGAGGCGGGGAUCCUGCUGCUGGUGCAGGGGCGCGGGCCGGCCCCGGCGGUGCCCGCAGAGCGCCUGCCGCCCGCCGCCGAGCUCGGGGAGUGGCGGCGCCGGGUGCGGGAGGACGCGUCCUGCUUCCUGCGGCUGUGCCGGCACCUGGGCUGCGCGCCCAACAUCUGGGCGCUGCACGAGUGGAGCAACUGGCUGACGCCCGUGGGCAGGGCCGGCCCCGGCGGCCGCCGCUAUGACACGGCUUUCUACCUCUGCUGCCUGGACCAGCGGCCGCCCCACGUCUCGCAGGACGACCAGGAGGUGACAGACGUCCUGUGGUCAUCACCUCCAGAAGCCAUCGAACGCUUUAAGUCUCAAGAAAUCUGGUUUCCUCCACCUCAGUUUUAUGAAUUCUGCAGGCUGUGCAACUUCUCCUCCCUCAGGGAGCUACAGAAGUUCAGCUCCGCACGCGCUCUCGAGGGCUGUGAGCGCUGGAUGCCGGUGAUGCUGAGUGCUGCAGAUGGAUUCAUCCAGCUGCUGCCGGGAGAUGAGCUAUAUCCAGAAGAUCCAGAUUAUACUGGAGAAAAGAAAAUGAUUAUGUCAACAGAUAAGAAAGUUGAAGAUCUCAUGAAAGAGGGUGGGAUAUUUCACAGGAUAGUAAUAAAAAACAUCAACAAUCUUGCUGUCUAUGUUAAUAUUCAAGCAAAAUAUAAGCAUAUAAAUCCACUGAUGAUGAAUUUUGAUCAUUCAGAUUACAAUAGCAGAUUAUAAUAUGUCUUUGGUUUAAAUCUAGAAUAUUUUCAAUUGUAUAUAUGUUCACUGUGGUUUUGGUGCUUUUUAACCGUUGCCAAAUAGUCAUGAAAAUAUUCCUCUGUCCUGCCAAAGCAUUAUGUCUGUAUGUGUGUGUGAUGUCACAUCUAUGUGUAUCUAAUCUCGAGUCUUUAAAAACAACAGUUGUGCCACUGCUGAGUCACAAUGGUUCCCUUCUCACUGAAAAUUUAAGUAUGUAUUAUGUUCAGAAAAAGCAGAGAAGAGUUGAAGGAUUCUUUUACUAUGCUUCCCAAAGUUCCCCACUAAAUAACUGCAGUGUGUGUCUAGAAUGAUCAAAAUCUCCCAUAUUUGUUGACAUUUCCAACUCUAUUCUCUCUUUUGUUUUGGGGAAAAACAAUGCAUAUAUAGAAAUAUAGAUAUAUAAUAAAUUAAUUAAAAUGCACUUUAAAAAUAAUAUUAUAAAGUUGAUUUUUAUAUUUGAUAUACUUAAAUUUUUUCUACUAAUGAUAAUCAUUCAAAGCUACAAUUUUCAAAGGUAGACCUAAUUAAAACAAAGUCAUCUAUGGAAUUGAGAGCAUUAUUUUUAUCAAUAUAUUUUUUUAUCUUCAAGUUGUAAGCAAUUUAAAAAAAAAAAAAAAGUAACUUUUUUAGCUCCAAAAAGAUAUCAACAACUUAAAGGAAUAAUAUUCCUCCAAGAAAUACUUGCUUCUGUAUUCUUAACAUCUUAACACUUCUUGCUUUUUAACUACUUUACUAAUAUAAUUGAGAUUGAAGAACUUCAAAGGAAAGACUGCUGCUUAAUUUUUGGUUUGGAUUUUUGUUUGAUUGGGUUUGUCUUUUGUGCAAUAAGUAACAGCAUAAGGUUAAGUUUUACUCUAAGUAUAUAACAGUAAGGAGUCAAUGGAGCAGUUUUGUAAAUUCUCUGUCUGGAAGGAAAAUGAAUGAUGACUUCAGUCAGUGAAGUUGUUCAGAAAGCUUUGUUCCGGCUUUUGUUCUGUGUUUUAAUUAAAACCUUCUGCAACAAUUC
This is a messenger RNA of Hirundo rustica (Barn swallow), 2146 nucleotides long. It is a transcript of the gene NUDT19, whose product is annotated as nudix hydrolase 19. NCBI's taxonomy places the organism in Eukaryota, Metazoa, Chordata, Aves, Passeriformes, Hirundinidae. Bases 1 to 1119 code for a protein of 372 amino acids. Gene Ontology annotation, cellular component: mitochondrion. The transcript is spliced from 3 exons. Gene Ontology annotation, molecular function: hydrolase activity, acting on acid anhydrides, in phosphorus-containing anhydrides. The record is from RefSeq and is a predicted model, not a curated record.